Molecule: messenger RNA, 650 nt
Organism: Pipistrellus kuhlii (Kuhl's pipistrelle)
Lineage: Eukaryota; Metazoa; Chordata; Mammalia; Chiroptera; Vespertilionidae
Product: dnaJ homolog subfamily B member 6-like
Exons: 1
Coding region: 1-645 (214 amino acids)
Biological process (GO): protein refolding; positive regulation of proteasomal ubiquitin-dependent protein catabolic process
Cellular component (GO): cytosol; endoplasmic reticulum membrane
Molecular function (GO): Hsp70 protein binding; ATPase activator activity
Source: RefSeq, a predicted model, not a curated record
AUGGUGAAUUAUUACCAAGUACUAGGGGUGCCUCAAAAUGCUUCCUCCUCUGAUAUUAAGAAGGCUUAUCACCAGUUAGCUCUUCAGGUACACCCAGACAAGAACCCAGAAAACAAAAAAGCAGCUGAGGAGGAAUUCAAACAAGUAUCUGAGGCCUAUGAAGUUUUGUCUGAUGCCGAGAAACGCAACAACUAUGACAAGUCCAGAAGGAACCACAUCAGAAGGGAAAAUAGAGGAGACUGCAGAGACAAAAAUGAUUCGAAGGAGGAACUGGGGUUUGAGAGGCCACGUGGUGGCUUUCACAAUGUCUUUGAAGGUGAAGACCUCUUUUCGGGAGAUAGUUUCCGCACUGGCCAUGUGGGUAGAGCCAGGAGAUUCCACUCUUCGUUUUUUGAUGUGACCCCCAUUUUGGACACAGGAUUUUCCACUUUUGUAUCCUUGGGCUCCAGACCAGGUUCCCCGUCCUCUGAGAAAUUUGUCCCCUUUGUAAGCAGUGGAAUGGGAAACUUUAGACUGGUCACCACUUGUAGCCAGAUAGUGAAUGGCAAGAGAGUUGUUACAAAGAAAGUUCGAGAAAAUGUGAGAGAGAAGUUUGAAGGGAAAGAAGAAAGUCCCUUUCAUCAGCUUCCUCUGCGCCAUCGGUAAGGAGU